CCAACCCCAAACUUCCACACAAAGAACAGAGUCAAGCAUUUCGAGACAGCCACCAAGAUGCGUUAAAGCAUCCUUUUCCCCCGGUCCGACGACUUGCAUUUGCAAAGUCGCCAAAAUUUCUUCACAAAUUUUAGCAACUACCUCCCCGCUCAACAACCACCGACUUCAGUUUCGCCUGCAAAGGUUGAACUGAACUUAAGCACACUGCUUCCCAGCUCGCGCUCAAGUUCUCAAAACAACACCGCCGCCAUUCCCGGCCAAGACUUUCCAGUCUUCACCACGGAUCCCAAUCAGUCAAGAUGGCUUCCCUCCAGUUCCUCGAGCCUGCCGGCAUCAUCCGCGCAACAACAGCAUCUUCAGCACCUGAAUCUGCCGCCUCAUCAGCAAGACUUCGUCUUGUUCGAUCAGCCGAUCAAGCAGCGUCAACCUAGUCGCUCUGUCUCGCAAGCUUCCGCCACCGGAGGUGUCACUCAAAGUCAGCAAUACCGUCAUCAGCCGUUGUUUCCGCAACAAUCGGUCCCGACCUCGCCGUCUCUGCAGAACCAGCGGGUUGCUAGCAUCAUCCAGGCCACUGGUCACCAAGCGACGUCUUCGGUUUUCACCAAUCGGUUUAGUUCUCCUGCGCAGAAUCGUCAGUUCUACGCUUCGUCUGCUCCAUCAUCGUCGGUCGCUGUGAAUCUGCAGAAGCAGAACCGGCCUGCGCGCCCGCCUGUUCCUCUUUUCUCGCAAAGCACUGGUAACAAGACCCAGCGAGGCAAGAUGAACAUCCAAGAUCUCGAUCUGGACGAAUUCACCGCCUUCGAGGGUGGUGCUUCCACCACGGCGUACUCUUCCCCCGCCCUCGCCAGUGUGUUCGACCUGAGCGCUAGUGCCUCCAGCUCGACAACCACCGUGGGCACCGUCUCGCCCCAGGAUCUCCUGAUCCAGGAACCCUUCAUGUCGGCGCCGAACUCGACUGCGCUCACGGCUUUGACCUCGCCAUCUCUCUAUGGCGAGUCGCCGGAGUUUGGUGACGCCUAUGAUGUUUCGCCCACGUUUGGAAGUGGGGACUUCGACACCGGAUCCACCGACGCUUGGUACCCUCUCUUCCCUCAGGCGAACCCCCGACCUGAGGCGGCUCCAAAGCCCGCCAGUGCUGAGCAGUCUCCUGCUUCCAAGUCGGAUGAUUCGGGAGUAGCCUCGGCUCCGGGACAUCGUCGCAAGUCAUCGGGUACAUCGCCGCCAUCUAGCCGUCCGUCCUCGAUCGCCGGUGUUGGUUCUCGCCGUCGCGAUAAGCCUCUGCCUCCUAUCAUUGUUGAUGACCCCACUGAUGUUGUUGCCAUGAAGCGUGCUCGUAACACACUUGCUGCUCGCAAGUCUCGUGAACGCAAGGCACAGCGUCUUGAGGAGUUGGAGCAACGGAUUGUGCAGUUGACGGCCGAGCGUGACCACUGGAAGAACAUUGCGCUCGCGCAUGGAGCAAAGGAGUGAAAAGUUUUAAAAAAAACUGGUGCUUUGGCUUGGAAUGAUCGUUUAUCCUUCAAUGUCUGUCGGGCAUUGAAGAGGGGAUUUUCACUCUCAAGUUUUUUCGUAUCUUGGUUAGUUUUCCUAGGUUUCGUGGAGCCACCUUGGUUUCACGAGUCUGCCCUUGUCAAAGCAGGCUCCGAAUCGAAUUUUAAGGUUUUGUCGUUAGUUCGGUCUCUUCUUCGGACCACUGAACAGGGUUUUCCUGCCUUGCAAGUGUGUAUGCACAAUUUGGCGUGUCAAAUAGAUAUCGACAAAGGGUUCUUUGCCUCGGCCCUGGCGUGAGAUGCUACGACCUGGGUCAGCUAGCUCUUUGUGGGUCUGCACCCAAGCAAUUCAUCCGGACCUGGUUGUUAUAGUUGAACAAUGCACAAACAUCCGUCACAUGUU
Molecule: messenger RNA, 1893 nt
Organism: Thermothelomyces thermophilus ATCC 42464
Lineage: Eukaryota; Fungi; Ascomycota; Sordariomycetes; Sordariales; Chaetomiaceae
Exons: 2
Coding region: 760-1470 (236 amino acids)
Biological process (GO): positive regulation of cellular response to amino acid starvation
Cellular component (GO): transcription regulator complex
Molecular function (GO): RNA polymerase II cis-regulatory region sequence-specific DNA binding; DNA-binding transcription factor activity, RNA polymerase II-specific
Source: RefSeq, a predicted model, not a curated record